Messenger RNA from Encephalitozoon cuniculi GB-M1, 825 nucleotides. RefSeq lists its product as uncharacterized. The transcript has a single exon. The record is from RefSeq and is marked provisional. The coding region runs from base 1 to 825 and encodes 274 amino acids. NCBI's taxonomy places the organism in Eukaryota, Fungi, Microsporidia, Unikaryonidae.
AUGGAAGAUCCAGACAAAAUGUCUACAGCUAAAGAAAACAUGAAGGACUUCCGGGAGAAAAUUGAAGGUGUCUACAAGCAUCUUGGGGAGAAGACGGAGGGGAUCUCCAAGGAGGUGAAUAUCAAGGGGGUUGAAGUAGGUAGUGGCGGGAUUUUCGGCCUGGUUCUAGUCUUCACGCCAGUACUUCUAAGUAUCUUCGGGCUGGGACAUGACUAUCUCUCCAUAGGCAUUACAAUCAUUGGAUACUUGAUUGCUAUAGCUCUUUCGUUACUCGAGGUUGUUCCAAAACUCCAGAAUAUAUACAAGGAGUACCAGGACACAGGCGAUGUGUCGAAGCUCUUUAGCUUCAAGAGCCUAAUGCUGUUGUUUCAAGCAGCCUUUGCAUUUGUUCUACUGCUCCACUUCUCCCAUAUAGCAGACAAGAACCGUGCAAAGGACACGGGAAUCUAUGGGCUGAUGAUCUCGAUGGUGUAUAUAUCUAGGCAAUCGUGGAAGCUGUCUAACUUUUCGAUCAAAAAUGAUGACUUUUACAAGUUCAUCGUUUGCUUGACUGCCCUUGUAAUGCUGCUUUUUAUGACAACCAUUGCAUGGAAAGACGCGACAACGUCGUACACCAUUGCAUGUACGCUACUUUCUGCAGUGAUAAUACUCUGUGACUACAUCGGGAAGCCCAUUUCUGAGAGAUUGGACGAGGUGGAGCCUCUUUCUGCAAUCACAGCACUUCUUCUCGUGUUCACUGUGAUGUACGUCAGUAUCAGUGCGAGCUCGGGUUUCAAGAUCCUUUCCUUUACCGGUAAAGCCUCUGUUGGCUGUAUGACUGAUUAG